CACACUCGAACAUACAGACGGAUUAUAAACAAUGACGGCCCAAACGUCGGUAAAUGUCGUUUACCAGAAGGUCGUCCGGCUGUCCCUUCGCUCGGCCUCAAAUCUAUCCAAGCGGCGCGUGGAUGAGCUGAGCUCUGGCAUCGGAGAGCUGCGCCAGCUGCUGUCGUGUGUGGUGUGCUGCCAACUGCUGGUGGAUCCAUACGCGCCGAAGGGCAAGCGCUGCCACCACUAUGUGUGCCGGCUGUGCAUCAGAGGAUGCAAGCGGCUCAUGUCGCGUUGCAGGCAGUGCGAGGAUUGCUCUGACUUCAAGACGUACGAGGAGAAUCGUCUGAUGGCCAUACAGUUGCUCUGCUACAAGACGCUCUGUGUGCGUCUGCUGCAGUCGUCGAUGUUCACCCAGCUGGCUGGACUGUUUCCCGACUUGAGUCAUGUGGAGCAGUUUCCGCGCAUCCGGCUGCCGGCCAUGACCACGCAGGAGUUCAUCAGGGAGGGCACCAACUACGAUGAUAUACGGGACACAUUUCUGCCACAGCCAGAUCUGCCCUUCCUCAAGUCUCCCCUUCCCCUGUCGCUGCCCGCAGAGACGCCGCCCACGACGGCGGCCACAACGCCCGAGCUGCCGUACGAGCAGAAUCUGCCCGAGCAGCUGUCCAUCACGGACAUUGAGCUGGAGGCAGCGGCCACCGCAGAGCAGUCACAUUUCUCACAUCCGCUGCCCCUGAUGCCGACAGGGUCGCGCAUGGGUCUGAUGGCCGCCCAGCCGGCGUUUAUUCUGAACGAAGGCUCCGGCUCCCUGGGCACCGAAGCCGGCUACACGGAGCACAGCUGGAACGAGCAGGUGGAUCUCUCCGAUGCCGUCUCCAUGUCCAGCUUCCCCAACAACACACCGGGCUAUGCCAUGACCUAUGUCAUGCAGCCCACGGCUGCAUCCACACCAUUUGAGGCGCAUGCCGCGCAAGAGCUCCAAAUUGGUCAAGUGGUGCGAAUAGAAGAGUCCACACAGCCAGCUCUGUUGGCCAUAACGACAGCCGAGGUGGAGCUCUACCACUCCCAAAAGCGAAAGAUGGCCCAGCUGGAAAUGGAGGAGCAGGAGGAUGAGCUUGAGCCUCAGCCAGAGCAGGCGGCAGCCCCGGAGAGUGACUGCCAGGAGGAGCCAUAUCUCGAGGAUGUGAGCCACGAGGAGGCAUAUCUGGAGAAUGUGAGCCAGGAACCAUUGAUGGAGAAUGUCAGCCAGAAGGAGGCAUCGCCGGAGAUUGUUGGCCAGGUGGUAAGUCAGAAGAAUGCCCGCCAGGAGGAGUCAUCAAACCAGGAGACUGUUAGCCAGGAGGAAAGAGAAGAGAUCGUCCACCCAGAGAAAUCGCAAGAGACUGUCAGCCAGGAUGCAUUCGAGGAGAGUGCCAGCCAGGACACAUCGCGAGAGAGCGUCACCGAGGAGAUAUACAAAGAGAUUGUCAGCGAGGAGCUGUACCAAGAGAGUUCCAGCCAGGAGGCCUCGCAGCAGGAGAGUGCCAGCCACGAGAAUGCCAGCCAGGGGGAUGCCCCACAAGAGAAUGCCAGCCAGGAGGCGGCAUAUGAAGAGACGGUCUCCAUCUCCUCAGAGGAAGAACAACAGAGUUGCAGCCAGGGGAAUACAUCCUGCAGCACCGAGGAGGACAGGGACAAAGACACGGAAGUGAAUACCGCCAUCAUGUCAUCCGUGGAGCUGGAACCGGCAAAACCCAUCAAAAAGAAAGCCACUAAAGCACCGUCCCCUGCUCCCGUUGCAGUUCCAGAACCUGCUCCUGUGCCUGCUCCUCUGCCUGAACCUGUUCCCGCAACUGCCAAAGCAACCAGCAAAACGUCUGCCAAAUCCUCCGCCAAGACAGGCAGCAAUAGCGCGACGGGCGCAUCACGUAGGAAUGUGGCAAAGACGAAGGAUAAGCCACCCAAGCCCAUAUGCCGCUGCGGCACCUCUGGUGUGUCGGUUAAUCCGAAAACGACCUGUCGCAACACCCGCUGCCCCUGCUACAAGUCGGGCAACAGCUGUACAAAUUGUCACUGCGUUGGCUGCCACAAUCCCCAUAAGAUGGACUAUCUCGAUUCCGAUGACGAAUUGGAGGAGGACUUGCCGACACUCAGCAAUCCUCAGAGCGAAAAGGAGCCGCCAACAGCAACAGCAACACGGGAGCAACCGCGUCGGAUGGCGCAGGGCGGUAUAAGUUUAGUGCCCCUUAGCAAUCUGCAACAGUCCCAACAUCCAUUGGUCUUAGUUCAGAACGAGAACGGGGAGUAUCAAGGUUUCAACAUCUUUCAAGGCAGCGUACCGAUCGAUCCCGCCACAGUUGGCUUUUUGCGUGUCCAACUGCAGAACAAUGACUCCAAUAGCACGAUUCCUCAGUAUGCGUAUGUGAUGCCACCUCCAGUGCCAGUGGUGGCUGCUGCGGCUACUCCUCCACCUCCGCCAGCACCAGCGACAGCUCCAGCAACAGCGCCAGCAGCAACGGCGCCAGCAGCUGGGCCGAAGACUGCUCCCUCCCCCGUUUCCGAUAUGGAGGAGCAACAGCCAGCAAAGAAAUUCAAGCCAGCCAUCAAAAGGAGCGCGCGUCUGCGUGGCUUUCCGCCACGCAAUACCAUUGACGAGCUGGUCAGUGGUGGCUCCUCUGCCAUUGGCAAUUCUGCCGCUGGCGACAGAUUGUCGGCCACUGACAAUGCGCACUCACUGUUCGAGGAGAUCAUGUCGGGUUCUGAUGAUUUGUAAGAAAAAACGGGAAACGGGAUUCACUUUUUUUUUUAUUUUUUUGUAUUUGUAUGUUGCAUACCCCGUUGCGAGGGGUAUGCUGUGUGAAGUCUAGUUUUGAUACCCCCAAAGGGGCAUAUUGUAUGUGUAUCACAUGUCCUGAUAGUCCUGAUUAUAUGUCUUUUUAUGUAUCCUGUCCCAAUCACGUUCUGUCUCACAUGUCCUGAUAUUUUUAAAAUGUUUUAAAUUGCCGUCUCUUAAUUAUUUAAUUUUACAUUUUUUAAUGUAUUUAUUCUCAGAAUCGUCCCCUCAGUUUGUUUCGUGUCUGCUAAAAUUUGUGAAUGUUUUUCAAUUGUAUGCAAAGAGUAAAAUAGUUGACCCUCCCCUGCCAUACUAUUCAAAAUUGUCCUCUAACAUUAAGCGAUGAAAAUGUACAUACAAAACAUAACUGUCUAUGUACGCCCCUAGGGAGCUCUCAUUAUAUCUCUCUUUGAGGCUGCCAGCUCGCAAUUUGCAUAAUGUAUGUACAGCAAUCUUUUGGCAGCCGCUACCGCUGGCAAAAGCAAUAUCCACAAAUCUAAUAUAUCCCUUAACCCUUCGAGUGUCGAUCAUGAAAAUGUUCUUUUUCGUUUAACGAACAACGAAUGGUAAAAACAUUGCAAUGCUUUGGCGCCAAGUGCGGCUGCUCUUAGCCUAAAAACCAAACAAACAAAAACAAUUUUUUUUCAUAGCUUAAGUACAUUUUUUUUCAUAGUGUAAGUACAUUUUUUUU
Drosophila obscura is the source of this 3488-nucleotide messenger RNA. It is a transcript of the gene msl-2, whose product is annotated as E3 ubiquitin-protein ligase msl-2. Lineage: Eukaryota; Metazoa; Arthropoda; Insecta; Diptera; Drosophilidae. The record is from RefSeq and is a predicted model, not a curated record. Gene Ontology annotation, cellular component: MSL complex. Gene Ontology annotation, molecular function: ubiquitin protein ligase activity.